Symbiodinium sp. CCMP2592 is the source of this 951-nucleotide messenger RNA. NCBI's taxonomy places the organism in Eukaryota, Dinophyceae, Suessiales, Symbiodiniaceae. The record is from the annotation of a GenBank genome assembly.
AUGAUGAACAAGGUACGCCACUUCAUCUACGAUGACCAAGACACUACCUUUUUCAUUGCUCGCGAGCAGGUUGACCGAGAAGACAAAAAUGAAGAUGGCAAGAGUUCUGAGGAGAAGGAAUAUACCAUCAUCACAGAGAACGAAGUUGUCUUUCGUAGACAAGCCUGUGCCGUGGCAUUGCUGAAACGGAGCCCUGCGACCUUUCGAGCGGCCUAUGAAGGCACCUUGGAAGAAGGUGCCGUUCCUUCCAACGGCAACUUUACGUCGCACCUCCAGUUGCUGACCAUGGGAGCAGAGUCCGAGUGGUCUCCCUUCGAGCUUGUCCACCUCUAUCUUCAGAACGGCUUUGCGCCGCUGUUUAACGCGGUUGCGAAGCAGUCAGAAAGCGCCAACAAGACGGGUGCUGGCGAUGACCGCGAGGAACUCAAGGUCGGUGUCCCGAAUGUGAUGCGGAAGAUCAUGGACCUAAGUAUGGCGCUGAUGCAGUGCCAGCAGAACGUUGAUAUCGAAAACAUUUCUCUUCCACUAGAUCCAGAAAUCGCGGAGGCCUUCGAGAAGGCGAAGUCAGAAGGAAGGCAGCUAAGCACUGACGACUUUAAGGAACGUAUGAACGACUCGACCUUCCAGAAUCAACUGCAAAGCGGUGUAAACAAAUGGAGCAAGGAGAUUCAACGGGCUGCGAAGAUGCAGCGUGAUUCAUCGACGGGCAGCACGAUGCAAGAGAUCAAUUUCUGGCUCGGCAUGGAGAAAGUCCUCAAUGAUGCUCAGCAGCAGCUGCAGACGCCGGAGAUCCAGCUGACCCUGAACCUCUUACGUGGCGCACGGCGCUUCCUGGCCACCAUGUCCUUCGAGGCGGACACGGGGCUGAAGCCAGCCAUCGAGAAGGUGUCGAAUUACCUCAGCUUGCUCCGGGACUUCCCCAUCAACGAGCUACUCGUGGCUGGUGGCUGA